Molecule: messenger RNA, 1960 nt
Organism: Megalops cyprinoides (Indo-Pacific tarpon)
Lineage: Eukaryota; Metazoa; Chordata; Actinopteri; Elopiformes; Megalopidae
Product: 5'-3' exonuclease PLD4
Exons: 11
Coding region: 145-1644 (499 amino acids)
Molecular function (GO): catalytic activity
Source: RefSeq, a predicted model, not a curated record
GUACAACUGAAGACCACACGAGUGGGGCAUGUUCAGGGAUUUCAUUUAAGUUACCGCGGGGACAGCGUUUGUGAUAUUUCUGGUGUUAAAGGCUCAACUUGUCUGCAUUUCUUUUGAGUGACACGGACAAAACAAAAACAAAGAAUGUCUUCGCGGUACUGGGCUUUACAUGAUAAUUACGUCCCUAAUCGAUGGAGCCAAAGCAGCCUUGCGUCUCUAGUCCUCACCGUGGGCUGUUUGGUGGUAAUAGGUGUGCUCACCUCUAUCGCUCUAACGGAGAAAUCCACCGCUAAAAGAAAUAGCCAACACCUUGGAGACCAAGUCAAGAUAGCGUGGGAUACAAGCAAUGAUCUGGGUGAUCCUGUUUCUGAUGAGCAGAGCAAAUUUGUUCUUGUUGAGAGCAUUCCUCUCUAUAUGACAUAUAAUGUCAACGCCACCUUUGGAACUCCCCUGUACAAAGCCUGGAAAGACCUCCUAGCCAUGGCAACCAAAAGCGUGGAUGUGGCCUCUUUCUACUGGACUCUUACAGGUGACGACAUUAGGGUCAACUCAUCCACUGACUUACCAGGGAGGGAUAUAUUCAAGCUCUUUCAGGACCUGCCUUCAAGAAAUGUUUUGGUACGUGUGGCCACCAGUAUUCCCACUGUGGCACGACACUCUACUGAUCUGCAGGUGCUGAAGGAAAAAGGGGUCCAUGUGAAAGAGGUGAACUUUGGCCUUUUGACAAAGGGUAUACUGCACACCAAGCUGUGGAUUGUAGACAUGAAACACGUUUAUAUUGGAAGUGCCAACAUGGACUGGAGAUCUCUAACACAGGUGAAGGAGCUUGGAGUGGUGAUAUACAACUGUUCCCAACUGGCUGAGGACCUCGAGAAGAUCUUCCUGUCUUACUGGGUGCUUGGUCACUACAACGCAUCCAUCCCAGACCCCUGGCCCUCUGACUUUGAUACCAGCAUCAACACAGAGCACCCCCUUUUGCUGAACAUGAGUGGUGUAGCCAGCAGGGUCUACAUCUCUGCCUCGCCCCCCUCUUUCUGCCCGGCUGGUAGAACAAAAGAUUUAGACUCUAUCCUCUCUGUGAUCGAAGGGGCGGAGCAGUUUAUUGAUGUGUCUGUCAUGGAGUACUUUCCCACCUCUCGUUUCACCCAUCCCAAGAGGUACUGGCCAAUCAUCGAAGAUGCACUGAAGCAGUCAGCUUUUGAUCGGCAGGUUCCAAUCCGUCUGCUGAUUAGUUGUGGGCAGGACACAGACCCAGCCAUGCUACCCUUCCUCCAGUCCCUCAGCGCCCUGCACCAGCCAUCCCAAAACAUCAGCAUUGAAGUGAAACUGUUCAUAGUGCCAGUGGGGAACCAGUCAAACAUUCCCUACUCUAGAGUGAACCACAAUAAAUACAUGGUGACUGAUAAAGAAACAUAUAUUGGAACAUCUAAUUGGUCAGCUGACUACUUCAUCACAACGGCAGGGGUGAGCCUGGUGGUUUCUCAGGACGUGCCCCACCCGAGCUCGGUGGGGCAGACACUGCAGGAGCAGCUGAGAGGUGUGUUCGAGAGGGACUGGAACUCUCAGUUUUCUGUGGCUCUGUCUGACCUGGGCCACCAUCCUGACUGUAGUUUCACCGAAAGACCUAGAAAAACUGCUUCGUGAUAACAGAGCUCACUGGGCAGGGCUUUAAAAGCUCCUCACUUGUGAAGAGAGAAGUCCUAACCUGAACAAAAGCCAGCAGAGUAGAGCAGUAGUCAUGGCUUUGGACUCAUUUUCUGCUGUAGACUUCCACUGUACACCUGGGCAAAGUCCUCCACAGUCUCUUUUUUCAAAGUUAUAUCAAGGAGUUAUUUUUGUACCUCAAAGUGUAGAUUUGUAGACAGAUGUUAUAAAGCUUCCACCAUAUGAUCCACAGACACCCAACUCCCAUUUGUUCAGCAGAGGACUUACACAGGUGCAUGCAUAUCAUCAUUUACAA